AUGGCGUAUGUAAAACUUGACCUGAGCCUCGCCCACCGUUCAGGCGCAUCGGACGCCAAGGCGACCGCCAGGCUGCCACAUAAGAUGAUAGAUUCGAGUGGAGAGGCUCCGAGAGAAACGAACAAGAAACCGAGCAAACGGACGGGUCGUUUCCGAGAGGGGCCGCGGCAUGGUCUCACGCCCAGUGCCCUUGCCACGCCUUGGCAGGAUCGAUUGGACCAACUGGGCUCAGGGAUUCAGUCCAUCAAUGAGACCCUUAUCAGUGGCUGA
Messenger RNA from Penicillium macrosclerotiorum, 270 nucleotides. RefSeq lists its product as uncharacterized. The record is from RefSeq and is a predicted model, not a curated record. The transcript has 2 exons. NCBI's taxonomy places the organism in Eukaryota, Fungi, Ascomycota, Eurotiomycetes, Eurotiales, Aspergillaceae. The coding region runs from base 1 to 270 and encodes 89 amino acids.